This is a messenger RNA of Aspergillus pseudonomiae, 1293 nucleotides long. RefSeq lists its product as uncharacterized. The transcript has a single exon. Bases 1 to 1293 code for a protein of 430 amino acids. The record is from RefSeq and is a predicted model, not a curated record. NCBI's taxonomy places the organism in Eukaryota, Fungi, Ascomycota, Eurotiomycetes, Eurotiales, Aspergillaceae.
AUGGCGUCUAAGAAACUGAUCAUUCCCAUACUUCUUUUGUCGGCGAUUCAGGCCUCUGCAGCACCGGCCCCGCAAGCUACUUCCGGUGCUCAGCCAAUAUCAUUCACGGCGAAUCCCAAUGUUGGGCCCGGCGGAGCGAGCUACAAGGAUUCCGACCACUUCCGCCUCUAUUUAUCGGACCAGAGCAAUGCAGACGCGGUUUUGACCAUGUUGGAAGCUGCCUAUAGUUGCUUUGUCGGUGACCUCGGGUGGACGACUUCGGGGAUGUCAUAUAACGCGGACCCCAACACAGUGACGACCCUGUGGAAGGAAAAUGUCUACGAAGUAAGUGAUCUGGGCGGGGCGGCAGGCGUACUGAAGUCUGACCCCAACACCGGUCUCAGCUGGCUGGAGGUGAUUCCAUCUUCCCUCGCGGAUCCGCGAGUCACCGUCCAUGAGUAUGGCCAUGCCCUCACCUAUCACAGUCGGACCUGGGUGGACCAGACUGCGACCGGUGCAUGGUGGGAAACGCUCGCCAAUUGGGUGGCAGAUACCUUCAUCACCUCUCCACUAUGUGCGAAGGCACGGUCCAACUACAACCAACCGACCGGUGAUACCAUGAUCGAGCUGAACAAAGUGAUCGGAGAUUCCUUCCAGGUCAUCGUGGAUGGCUCAACGGGCAGUGGGAACUACUACCAGGCGUGGCCGUUCUUGACAUAUUUGACCAACAACCCGGACAACUAUGAGGGCCUGGGCAGCGAUGUGGUUCGCCAGCUGUUCCAACAAUAUGACAAGGGCAGCAAUGAGACGCCUCUCCAUACCCUUGCGCGCGUUGCGACGUCCGCAUCCGUGCAGGAGAUUGUCGGUCGCUAUUGGGCUCGCAUGGCUUAUGUGGACAUCGGCCACACAAUUGCGCAGCAGGCAUUCCUCAGCCAAAGGAGCGACCUCAACUACGCGAACACUGACUCCCAAGGCGAUGGCACCUAUGUGGUCCAGUCUUCUCGCAAGCCUCAGUACAUGGGUGCCAACAUCAUCCCCCUCCGUAGCACCGGAGCUGGCAACGUUCAAGUGAGCAUUACCGCCAGCGGAGUAUUCACCGCAACGCUGGCCAUCCACAACACCAACACAGGCGCUGUUCGGUAUGUCGCGCUCGAGAAUGGGUCGGGCUCGGCUGUGGUUGCCAGCAAUGAAGAAGCCAGCGUGGUGAUUGCCAACACCCCCAAGACACUCUACCAGUAUGACGCCUUCCAGCUCACCGAGGAGGUGCAGCAAGGGCUAGACUACACCCUCAAGAUCUCUGGGGCCACGGCGUAA